CCACAAGGCAGCGCGCCGGGACGACGCGGCCGGCUCCGGAGCCCUUUGUGAGGGCUGCGGGAGCGCCGGACGGCGGCACCAUGAGCGGUGCGGGCGGAACGGCUGGGGCGUCCGUGAGCUCGGCGCCGCCCGAGCAGGAGGAGGGCGUGACAUGGUGGUACCGCUGGCUGUGUCGCCUGUCGGGGGUGUUAGGGGCCGUCUCUUGCGCCAUCUCCGGCUUCUUCAACUGCAUUACCAUCCACCCUCUGAACAUCGCGGCCGGCGUGUGGAUGAUCAUGAACGCGUUCGUCCUGCUGCUGUGCGAGGCGCCCUUCUGCUGCCAGUUCAUCGAGUUUGCGAACACGGUGGCGGCGAAGGUGGACCAGCUGCGCUCCUGGCAGAAGGCCGUCUUCUACUGCGGGAUGGCCGUCGUUCCCAUCGUCAUCAGCCUGACCCUGACCACACUGCUGGGCAACGCCAUCGCCUUCGCCACCGGAGUGCUGUACGGACUGUCUGCUCUGGGCAAGAAGGGCGACGCGAUCUCCUACGCCAGGAUCCAGCAGCAGAAGCAGCAGGCGGACGAGGAGAAGCUCACGGACACCCUGGAGGGGGAGCUGUGAUGUGGUCGGGGGGCCCUCCCGCCCCCCCGUCGGCCCUCUGGUCUGUGUGAGCACGUCCCCGAGGCGCACUGACCCUGAGGGGCAGCCUGGAGGAGGAGCCUGUGUCCAGCUCCCUCAGUCCCUCUCACCUGUCCCCGCACCUGGAGUCCUCCUCUGUCUGCCCCUCCCCCAGAUUGGCAUCACCCCAAGCUAGGCGCCUAGGGGCUGGGGUGAGGGCUCUGAGGGCCUUGGCCAGCAUCGAGGGGAUGGGAGGUAGCGGCAGGCAGCGGGGGCCUCGGGGUGAUCCAGGCCUCGGGGCGUGAGGCCGCACGGAGCCUGCAGAGCUCUGCAGACGGCCCGCCUGACCCCACUCUUCCCAGCUCGCGUGGCCUGCCGGCAAGAGGCCCCUGGGUGGGUUUCUAGGCUUACACAGCUGGCGGGACCCCCGAGACCUGCUGAAGGCCCGCGAGGAGCUGCUUUUGGGGACUUUGGUCCCGUCUCGAGGUGGGAGGUCCAUCAACCCAGGCCUGGGCAUUGGCCACAGUGGCCUCCUCUCAGCCCUCCAGGCAGGAGAGCAUCCCGUAAGCUGAGCCACCUGGGCUGCCUCUGUCCUCCUGUCAUCAGGGCGGAGCGGUGUCCUGCUGCCCACACCCCCUGCCACUCUGUUCUCCAUGGGAGCCCACAGUGCUCCCGACCCGCGAUGGCAGCCCAGGUAGUGACCCAGCCGCUGGUUGGGGUGUGCUCCCUCCCCCGGUUCCCGGGAAGCUUGGACUAGCACGGAACCAGGACACUUCCCGUGGGCCUGGCCAGCCCUAGGUUCUCCCCAUCCCCCAGGCCCCGGUGCUAAGGACGUGCGGAGGGCAGGCUCUCCCCUGCCCCGCGGGGCUGCCCGUCCACCUCUCUGGUGUGGACCUGCUGACCCCACCCCCCGCCCUGUCCUCAGGGAGCUUCCUGCCUUUUGAGAGCUGGGCAGAGGCUAGAGCCGCCCCUGCUCCCACUGUGAGCUGCCCCACUGCGCUGGGUGCCAGGCCACCAGGGAGCGGGGCCUGUGUGGACGUGCGCGUCGUCUCCCCAGCCUCCCUCCGUGCGCCGUCCCUUCCUUCCGCCCUGCCCACCGGCCGCUCUGGUUGCUGGACUGGUUUCAGCCAUUGGCGUGUGUGACAGGCCUGGCCCGCCCGGGUGGCCUGGGGCUCAGCUCCUGCCCCUCCCGGGACCCCAGGCUGGGCCUGCUCUGGGCGCCCAGAGCCCAGGGGCCAGCUCCUGCUCUGUGGAUCCAGCCCCAGGGCUGCGCCCCUGUCUUUGCUUCCCAGAGGGACUUUUCAUCUCUGGGGUUUGUUAGCGUUUGAGGCUGGGAGGGCAGGCACUGUCCCGGGCACAGCAGCGUCCCCCAGCAGCUGUGCAGGGAGCCCGACACGUGCCUUCAGGGGUCCUCCAGGACCAAUUUCCUCAGGCCAGCACUGGGUUCAAAGGGCUGUGGGCUGUAGGUCUCUCCAGGCCAGCAGGGUGUGUGCAUGUGUGUGUGUGUGUGUGUGUGUGUGUUUGUGUGUGUCUCUCUCCUGCGUGUGCCGUGAAUGAGGCCUGUCUACCUCCCAGGAGGAGCAAGGGCCCUGCCUGCCCCUCCUGGCUCAUUCUUACCCAGGAAGUGGGACUCUGGGGUCACUCCUACCCCUGCCUCCGGGGCCUUGCUGGUGGGGGUCUUCUUGCUGCAGGAGGAGAAGGGCUGGCUGUGUGUUGAGGAAGCUUGCGCUUCUGCCCUGUGAGGAAGUUGGGUGGGCCCUCCAACCCCUCGGUCACAGGCCAGAGUGGGCAGGUCACUUGACGAGGUUCCGAAUGAGCGUAGCCGAGCAGCCCUGGAGCUGCGAUCCUUCUCCCAGUCGGGGGGCGGGUCCCACCUUGCCGGGUGGUGGAAGGGCGGGGCCGCCAGGGCCCUCUCCCUCCUCUGCGGCCCUGGGCUCUGUCCUCUCCUGGUCCUUGUUUACUCUCAGUGUUUGGCUUGCAUUUUGAGCAAUAAAGCCUGGUAGCAGUUUGUAUGGUC
This is a messenger RNA of Orcinus orca (killer whale), 2613 nucleotides long. It is a transcript of the gene CACFD1, whose product is annotated as calcium channel flower domain containing 1. The record is from RefSeq and is a predicted model, not a curated record. Gene Ontology annotation, biological process: vesicle-mediated transport. The coding region runs from base 81 to 599 and encodes 172 amino acids. Gene Ontology annotation, cellular component: membrane. NCBI's taxonomy places the organism in Eukaryota, Metazoa, Chordata, Mammalia, Artiodactyla, Delphinidae. The transcript is spliced from 5 exons.